CGACGACCCACGACAAUUCGACAUGGCGGACGUAAAACCAACGACGAAGAAGUUCGGCAAAGGCGAGCGCUCAAUACCUCACGCGACGCAGAAAGCCAGCAAGUACUAUCCCACUGAGGACGUCAGCGCCCCGAAGAAGGCCCGCAAGUCGAUCCGCCCAGCAAAGCCGCGGGCCUCCCUCAUACCUGGCACCGUCGUUAUUCUCCUCGCUGGCCGCUUCCGUGGCAAGCGUGUCGUUCUUCUCAAGCACCUCCCCCAGGGCGUUCUCCUCGUCACUGGCCCCUUCAAAGUCAAUGGUGUGCCUCUGCGAAGGGUAAACGCCAGAUAUGUCAUCGCUACAUCAACGAAGAUAGACCUGAAGGGCGUGGACGAGGCUGUGUUGAAGAAAGCGAGCGGUGACGGAUACUUCACUAAAGACAAGGCGAGCAAGAAGCCGGGAGAGAAGGCUUUCUUCGAGCAGGGUGAAAAGCCAGAGAAGAAGGAAACUGCGAAGGACCGAGUGGAGGACCAGAAGGCCAUCGACAAGGCUCUCUUGGCAAACAUCAAGAAGGAAGCCCACCUCAUUGAUUAUCUGAGCUCGACCUUCAGCCUCCGCAAGUCGGACAGGCCACACGCAAUGGUCUUCUAGAUUGGGGAUGGGUGGGCAUUUGGCGUUCAGUGCAUGGGAUGAAAGGCAACUCGGCAUGCUGCAGCCGUAAUAGCAGGUCCUCAAACCACAACACAACACUUUAGCACGGCAGAUAACUUUUUCAUGGAGGACCCGGUUCUGCAUUUCCCUUUACAAUCUUGUAACAAGGAAAACGAAUUCGACACAGUCCGAAAGUGAAGGUCACGCAGAUUGUCUGUGAUGUUAUGAUUGGGGGCAUUCAUAAUCAAGAGCAUUAAACCCCAGCUUCCCGAUGCUAAUGGUGCGAGAUAGGAUAGAGCCGCCAGUACAUUUUCGAUGUUGUCACCACCGCAUGAAUCUUAAA
Messenger RNA from Lindgomyces ingoldianus, 971 nucleotides. RefSeq names its product 60S ribosomal protein L6-B. Gene Ontology annotation, molecular function: RNA binding; structural constituent of ribosome. The coding region runs from base 23 to 628 and encodes 201 amino acids. Gene Ontology annotation, biological process: ribosomal large subunit assembly; cytoplasmic translation. Lineage: Eukaryota; Fungi; Ascomycota; Dothideomycetes; Pleosporales; Lindgomycetaceae. Gene Ontology annotation, cellular component: ribosome; cytosolic large ribosomal subunit. The transcript is spliced from 3 exons. The record is from RefSeq and is a predicted model, not a curated record.